Molecule: messenger RNA, 17805 nt
Organism: Symbiodinium sp. CCMP2456
Lineage: Eukaryota; Dinophyceae; Suessiales; Symbiodiniaceae
Source: the annotation of a GenBank genome assembly
AUGUCGUGCGAAGCUUGUGCAGGUCUUCAUCUCAACCAAGACCGCUUGCCGGACGUAUCCGGGCUUCGUCUAAAGCAGGAUGGAUCUGUUCUGUUUGAUAUUACGCGGGCCAAAGUUCAAGUGAGCUUUGCCACAUCUGUAGGGCCCUUUGUGGAUUUGAGUUUGUUCGAUCUGGAGACUGGGACGUCAGACUGGCAGGAAGUCUUCUUCAAUGAAACGACGGCUCCCUUCUUUAGGCUUUUGGUGCUUGAAACUGCCUCCGGUUGGCAGCCGAAGCCUCGAGAAGUGCAGUGGCUGAGCCAGAUGGUCUGGGUGGAGCGCAUUCCGUCGGAUUGGGUGUUCUCUGCAUCCGGCAUCUCAUGGAAAACAUCUGGCUCCAACCCACAAACACUCGGCCCUGACAAGCUCAUCGACCAGAACAGUGACCUGCUCACGUCCAGGUGGGAAAGUGUCGGCUUCCCUCGUUGGCACAACAUGUGGUGGGUGACCUUCGAUUUCCGCUCUGGCGACAGAGCACUCAUUCUGGACACUUGUGGGAGUGCUGGAGUAACAGCUAAGUUGCCAGAGGCAGGCAUGGUCAAAGGUGUGUCAGGCAGCGGGGCAACCGUAGUCUGGAACAGCGCACCGAUCUCGGCUUCAGGGGGCUUGUACAAGAUUUGCUGGUGCGCCGCCUACCAGAACUGUGAUACAGCAGAGCACUUUCGCAUUCCGAUCGGCGAGCUGACGCUGAUCGGUCCACACACCGGGCAGUCUAGGACGUGUGUCAGCGGCCGCGGCUGUCGAUUGGAGGGCUUGACUGGGAGCUUUGUCUCGCAGGACAGCAUGCUUGCUGUUCUGGACACAUGCGCCGAAGUGGGGGUUUUGGCAGGUGGUGCCAGAAAGCCACGGCUUGCGGCUUCCAGUACACUUGGUUCGAGUGGCUCAGUGGCAGAUUUUGGGUUGCUGGUGGCAUCUGGCCUUUUCCGCCUGUGCUGGUGCCCGAUGGUUGGCUUGCAGGACAUCGGCAACGUGACAUAUUCCCUGGCCUCCAACCAUACGGGAAAUCAGUCAGUGGUGCUGGACUGCUUCCACCUUGAUGUUGGAGAACUUCAUGUGCUCGGACCAGUGCCGCUCGAUCACGGACAGACCUGUAUUAGUGGCAUGGAAUGCGUCUUAGGAGGCUUUGACGGCAAGGGGCUGGAAUCAGACCGUCUUUUCGUUAUGGAGACCUGUGGCCAGGAGUGGGUGGAAGGCACAGCAGCAGCCGCCCCUGUGCAGGCAAGUGGAGCCUUCGUCAGAGUUGCCUACCGGCCCCUCGAAUCGAUGGGUGGCCAGUAUCGUUUGUGUUGGUGUUCGGUCACAACACCAGGCAAUGACAGCUUCGUGUACACCAACACCACACUGGAGAGCACGUUUGGGUGCAAUCCUGCCACUCGUGAUGCUUUCUUAACGGAUGUGGGGCUUCUGACUGUGCUCGGUCCGUCGCCUUUAGUACAGCAUUGGACUUGCGUUUCAGGUCAAACAUGCCAGAUCGGGAAUAUCGCUGGGGUUGGCCUCUCGGAUUCUGACAAUAUCAUUGCCUUGCAAACUUGUGGACAUCCAGCAGUUGUACCCCGAUUUCCGCUGUCUGGCCAAGCAGACAUGUUCUGGACUCGUGGAUCUCAAGCUGCAUGGACCGUGCCAGUCAGUUCGGCCGGUGGUACGUACAGGCUCUGCUGGAGUGCUGGGAUGUCGCAUGUGAAUGCUUCCGCGACGGCAAUCUCGUUAGACCAUGCAGUCGAUUUUGGCACGCUGUUUUUGCGUGGCCCGGCCCCACUCAACCAAGAAGUUACAUGCAUCUCGGGGCAGAGCUGCAGCAUAAAUGGCUUGACGGGUGUCGACUGGACAAAAUCCUCGGACAGGGUCGCGAUCCUCAACACCUGUGGUACAGCGUCGACUGUGCAGCGAUGGGGUGGCGGAGGCUCUGCACUUUUUGCAGGCUUUGAUCGCAGUGCAUCGCUAUUCUGGGAUGAUGCCACCGUCUCUGCUAUGGGUGGCGAAUACAGACUCUGCUGGUGUGGCGAUUCUUCAACCAGGCUCAACGAGUCUGACAGCACGUCGUGGCACAACACAUCCUUUUUGAUCCACAACCAGUCCAACGUCUCAGAUGAUGGUGUUUGUGCCUACCCAGAAAACUACCGUGUGGACUUUGGAAGCUUUACCCUGCUUGGCCCGUCUGACACGGACAUUUCACGAACCUGUGUUGCCGGCCAGUCCUGCAAGAUUCUGGGCAUUCAUGGACUUGGACUGUCACUGUUUGACAGCAUGUUGGUGCUGGACACAUGCGCAACCUCAAGCACACCUGGCAGCUUCAAUCCCGGCUCGAACGAAACGCGCAUGACGUUGAGCGUCAGCUCAAGCAACCUGGCAGCUGCGUCAGUCACAUGGUCGUUCCCUUUGCAGGUCUUGGGUGGUGAAUAUAGACUUUGCUGGUGCGCAGCAAACGCCAUCUGCAGCAGGUCAGAGGACUUCCGUUUUGAUCUGGGUACCCUCCACGUUCUUGGACCGAGUCCUCACGCACAAGACCGCACGUGCAUCAGUGGACAGACCUGCUUGUUGGAUGGCAUUACGGGCUGGCUCAUGUCUGCAAGCGAUAGGGUGAUGAUCUUGGAAAGCUGUGGUGGAGAGAUGCUGUCACCUCCAACAGGCUUAGAGUCCUGGGACUUGGUGCAGCAUUCAGGUGGUGGGGUGGUGUGGGCCACUUUGACCAGCGACACCAACACGUCGUGGCGGGCGCUGUUCCUCAAUGUGCCAGCAGGCCAGUACAGACUGUGCUGGUGCUCCGGCAGCCUGACGAGCCAGGGAAGCCAGGGAAGCUGUGCCGACAGCAGUUUGCCUGGCCUCGACUUCGGGGCCUUGAAUGUCCUCGCACCAAUCAGCUCCGUGGCCAGCACUUGUGUCAGUGGCCAGGCUUGUGUGGUGAAGAGCCUCCAGGUUGCAGAGUGGCAAAGCAGCUUUGCCGGCGGCGGCGGCCUCCUUCUAUCAGACACAUGCGGAAUGUCUGCUUCCACCCAGCAUUUCUUGUCGGAAGAAGCAGCGUCCAACCUGACCAUUGCAGUUUCUCGACGGGUGUCCAGCACGGGCAUCAGCACGUUGAGUGGCGGUACAUACCGUCUUUGCUGGUGCUCACCGGAAGCAACGCCGGGUUCCUGCGACGUGCCUGAACAUUUCCGUGUCGAGGUCGGGGCACUGGACUUGCUGGGUCCAGCGCCUCUUCAGCAAGACCAGACAUGUGUUUUUGGAGUUGCAUGCCCGAUCACCAUGUCGCAAUUUGGUGACUUGGAUUCCCAAAUUCUGAUCUUGGAGACUUGCGGCUUAGCGGUGCCAAGUGCCAUGCCCUUCACAGGGAACGCUUCGAGCACUUCACGUGGCAGUCAGCUUAGGUUUGCUCCCUUGCGGGCAGGGCUCUUCCGGCUAUGCUGGUGCUCAAACACCCUGACGUGUGACUUUGAGGAAGACUUCCGGGUGGAUUUCGGACAGCUGUACCUUCGAGGCCCUGUACCGCUGGAGCAGCACAGGACUUGCAUUAGUGGACACCGAUGCAUCGUGGAAAGGUUUGAAGGCCUUGGAAUAGAGAAUCUAGCUGCUCAGCUCAUGGUGCUGGAUACUUGCUCAGCGACUGGCUUGACAACAUCAGGUCUGCCGGUCAGGAGCUGGCCAGUGUCAGCCACAGUGCAAAGCCUCGCAGCCGCACCACUCCUGGCGCCUGCUGGACGCUACAGCUUGUGCUGGUGUGCAGCCGAGAGUGACGCUGCAAAUCAGACUUGCCAGAACCUUCAGCAUUUUGGCACGCGAAUUGGCCAGUUGAGCGUACUCGGGCCGAUGCCUUUGCAGCAAGACUUCACUUGCAUUGCUGGUGUGACCUGCGAUUUCAGCCACUUUCAGCACACGGCGACGAACGGGCGACUGCUGAUUCUAGAUACAUGUGGGGCAGCCGGCCUUCCGAGCGGGGUGGGCCUGGGCCCCGGCAUCGAGUUGAGCCUUGCCUCGCAGGGGCAGGCCACGGCCAGGUUGAUGGCAGCAGGAGGCCUCUACAGGAUUUGCUGGUGCGGUCUUUUGGAAACCAAUGCAUCCUCCUGUGAAGAUGGCUCGGAUUUCAAAGUAGACACCGGCACUUUGACCCUGGUCGGGCCAACCCUCAGUCAAGCUUGGACUUGCAUCAGCGGCAUGACGUGCCUUUUGGAUGACAUCGGCGGCAACCACUUGUCCAUCUAUGAUCAUUUCCUGGUCUUGCAUACCUGCGGGGUGCAAGAUGUUGCAAGCCGAUUUCCACACGAGGGCAGCGUGCUCCACGUCUCUGGACAAUGUGGAUGCACGUCCUCACUUUGCAGUGCCUAUCCACCCGGCACCAACGAGUCUCUUUGUGCGACCUGUGGCGAUUUUUGCCCCAUGGAUUUGAAGACACAUCCUGGCUGGUGUGGCUGUGGCACGCCCGACAUUGACUCUGAUGGUGAUGGAACGCCGGACUGCCUUGACCAGUGCCCGCACAACCCGGGUAAGACCGGGACAGGUAUCUGUGGCUGCGGCGUUCUUGAUUCGGACAGCGAUGGCGACGGGGUGCCAGACUGCAACGACCAGUGUGCUGGGCCAGACUUUGUUGGUGGCACUUGUUGUACUGCAGCCGACUCGGACGCGGAUGGAGUACUUGACUGUUUGGACCAGUGCCCAAUGGACGCCAGCAAAACCCUGGCAGGAAUCUGUGGAUGCCAUGUGUCAGACGUAGACAGCGACCUCGAUGGCGUAGCGGAUUGCCUGGAUUUGUGUCCCAACGAUCCCGGCAAGGCCUUCCCUGGCAUCUGCGGAUGCGGCAACUCUGAGGCCGAUGAGGAUGGCGACUCCGUGCCAGAUUGUAUCGACCUUUGUCCGAAGAGCGAGGAUUUCGCUUUCCAAGGAGUCCGAGCCAGCUUCGGACAGGUGCCCGUCUCUGCUGCAGGAGGAAGCUAUCGCCUCUGCUGGUGCUACUCCACAGCGAACUGUGGUUGUCGUGCAGACUUUGUCGUAGAUGUUGGCUCCCUGCGGCUACUGGGUGUUGAAGAUAUACGCAGUAGCCGAACUUGCAUCAGCGGUCAAAGUUGCUUCAUUCGCCGGUUGAUUGAUACCAGCAGUUCCGUGAUUCCCCAUCAUCCUUAUGUGGCCAACUUCUCGGCAACCCCAAUGCUGAUUCUGGAGACGUGCGGGGUCUUUGCACCUGCAAGCAACUCAUCACGAGGCACCUCUGAGUUUCUUCCUCCCCAAGUAGCGUUGGAUGCGGGGCGCUCGAUAGGUUGGCUUCCCGGCCAAUUGACGUCGGCAGGUGGAUUCUAUCGACUUUGCUGGUGUGCAACAAGUGGCAGCUGCAGCCUCAUGCCAGACUUUCAAACGGACGUCGGCGAACUGAUGCUGAUUGGGCCUUUCCCUUUGUCUCAGCAGAUGACUUGUAUCGCUGGCCUAACUUGUCGAGUUGAAGGUGUGCAGGGGCUGGGCGUCCAGCAAGAGGAUCUGAUUCGAGUCUUGGAUACGUGUGGGAUGACAAGUGAGGCCUUGAGUGCCCCCACAUUCAAUGCAAGCCUGGAGACUAAUCUGGAUGCUGUUAGUGCAGCUAUCACGCAGACCUUUGCAGGAGGCUCCUAUCGCCUUUGCUGGUGUGCAACAGGAUUUUCGUGCAGCCUACACAGCGACUUCCAGGUGGACUUCGGGGUGUUCUCACACGUGGGUCCAGCUCCCCUCUUCGAGCAAGACCGGACCUGUGUGACGGGACAGGUCUGUGCCGUUGAGCGCAUCGCAGGGCACCUUCUGUCGCCGGAUGACUCGUUCUGGAUUCUUGAGACUUGCGGGGUCCGGGCACCCUCAAGAUUGGCUGGGCAAGGGAAGGCAUCCUUUCAGAAUGCCUCCAUGCUCAUCAGCUGGGGGGAAUCUGCGCACACAGCAGUUGGUGGACAGUAUCGGCUUUGCUGGUGCUCAAGAUAUGCCGAGUGCGACGUGGCCCAGAAUUUUGGGGUCGAUGUAGGUGGCCUACUACUGAUCGGCCCAAUUCCCCAGGACAGAACAUGCAUCAGUGGCCAGACAUGUUUCAUGAAAGCUUUGCCCGGUUACCAUCUCCAGGCAGACGAUCGCUUUCUGGUUUUGGACACAUGCGGAACGCCUUCUCCGGUCUUGGGCUUCCCUGCCAUGCAAUCUCAACUUCUGUUGAACUCCACAGCUGUGGCAGGCUUCGUUGCAGGUAGCGUGCUAGAGUUUGUAACUUCUGCCGGCGGGACAUACCAGCUCUGCUGGUGUGCUGCAUCUACCUUCCCGUGCAACCUGGCAGAAUCAUUCCGGGUCAGCGCUGGCUCCGUGACCCUCGUUGGCCCCAGCACAGACAUCCAACUCGGGGCUGCGAAGCUACGCAUUUGUGUGUCUGGGAAUGCCUGUUCCCUUCAGGGCCUUCCUGGGCAAAACUUGCAGCUUGACGACCGGCUCAUGCUUUUGGAAACAUGCGGCUUGCAAGGUCCCAGCCAGGGGACAGUCCCCAUGCCGAGCUUGCAGGCCAAUGGCACUGGCCCAGCUUUGCCCAAUGUGACGGUUUAUUCUGCCUCUGGCGGGACAUAUCGACUCUGCUGGUGCAGUUCCGCUUAUGACUGCAAUAGUGCAUCGGAUUUUAGGGUGGACAUCGGCGAGCUCGACAUGGUUGGGCCUUCAAGCACGGUAUCGGAUUUCAGACGAAAGCCAGCUUAUUGCGAUCCCGGCGCAAAUUCAUCCAUGCUCGCGUUUGCCUAUGUCUCGGACAUCACUGCGUGUUGGUUGCGCUGUGCUUCUCAUGUCUCAAAUACGACUGGACCCACAUGCACUGCUGCAGAGUACGCUAGGCAGUCAGGCUUCUGCAGUCUUUGGAGCCAUUGCAGCAUUGUUGGGGGCUCGGCCGAGACCCUGGUUCUAUCGGCGCAAGAUGGGUGGAAGUCCGGACAGGACAGGACAUGCGUAGCAGGACAUCCCUGCACUUUGGACGACAUCGUGGGACAUUUCCUCACCGAGGGCGAUGCCUAUGCGGUCCUAGAUAGUUGUGGAAGCACGCUCGCUUGGAUUUACACAUCUCAGAAUGUCGUCGGGCAUGGUGGCUAUGCAAACCCGUGCCGCUGUGCUGAGUCCAUGAAUGACACAGAUGGUGACGGUGUCAUUGACUGCACAGAUGAGUGCCCACUAGAUCCACAGAAAAGCGCAGUGGGAAAUUGCGGCUGUGGCCACGGAGACGAAGACAGCGAUGCGGAUGGGAUUCCCGACUGUCGCGACAGGUGUCCCCAUGAUCCCGCGAAGAGCUUGCCGGGCGUCUGUGGUUGUGCCACCAGGGAUGUGGAUUCAGAUGCAGACGGGACUCAUGAUUGUAGUGAUCAGUGUCCCAAUCUUCCUGACAACGCUGGCGGGGCUGCCGGCUGUCCCGCCGCGGCCGAAGACUUCGACAAUGAUGGUGUGCCGAAUUUCAUGGACGAGUGCCCGCUCGAUUACAACAAGACUUCAGCAGGUGUGUGUGGCUGUGGGGUGAAGGAUGAGGACAGCGACAGUGAUGGAACUCCAAAUUGCCUGGACCUGUGCCCAAGUGAUCCCUUCAAGGUGUUUCCAGGUGCUUGUGGCUGUGGGACACCAGACCUGGACCAAGACGGGGAUGGAACUCCGGACUGUCAUGACACUUGCCAAUCGUACGAUGCUGUUUUCGGGGCAGUCUCGGUGGAAUUCGGCACGUUGCCAGCUGGAAAGUAUCGUCUGUGUUGGUGCUCCCGUGCAGUGAAAUCUUGCUCGGCCUCACAGGAAUUCAACGUGGAUCUCGGAGGGCUCAGCAUAAUUGGCCCUCGCAGCCAAGAGCGAACUUGUGUCAGCGGUUAUCCUUGUCGUUUUGGUGAUGUUGCCGGCUACGGCCUUGAUGAUGCCGACCGCAUUCUGGUCCUGGACACCUGCAGCACCUCCACAGGUCUUGUACCUCGCUGGUCAACUUCUGUCGCGCUGCCUCUUCUUUCCAGUGGAUCUGCUGCUGUAUUCUCUUCAAUCACGGCUGCCGGCGGUUUCUACCGCAUGUGCUGGUGCACCACCCGUCCUUGGCAAGACCAGGCAGUACCGGCUUGCGAACGCCCAAAUCACUUCACGGUCGAUGUAGGUGCGCUGAUCCUCAUUGGCCCGUCCCCUUUGCAUCAGGACUUCACGUGUGUUUCUGGACAACCAUGCGGUCUGCACGGCCUCGGCGGACUCCUUCUGGCAUCCAGCGAUAUGGUCAUGAUCCAUAACACUUGCGGAGGUACCAGCUUCGCAUCCCCGCUCUUUGCAUCAGUGGGAUGGGAUGGGCUGUUCUUCAACUCCCUCGGUGGCACGUCUACCCGCAACGAUGUGCCGGCCAACGCGACUAAUGUGCCCAUCUUGGAGGUGGCCGGUGGGCAGUACCGGCUCUGCUGGUGCUCAUCCUUGGCUGCAGGCAGCUCCCCGCCAUGUGUUUCUGCUGCAGAAUAUGUAGUUGACUUCGGGAAGCUGGAAGUGAUCGGACCUUUCCCACUUCAACAGGAACGAACGUGUGUGAGCGGCCAGACGUGCGAAUUUCCAAUACAAGUAUGGCACGGUUCAGGGCAAGAUAGCCUGUUGUUGCUGGACACUUGUGGCGUGGACAGCUCUAUUCCCAAAGUACAGACCACCAGGGGACACUGCGGAAGGGCCUCAAUCGUUGGCACCGUGCCUUUGCAAGAUUUCAUGGUUAUCGUGGAGACAUCCACUUCAAGCGCCUCCGAAUGCCGGGCGCUUUGCAAUGCACAUGUCGACUUGUUCAGCAACACAUCAUGUGUUGCUGCGAUGUUCAAAGACUCCCAAAGCAACGUCAGCAUCCCUCCGGACACACGUGGUGUUGGGUCCUGCCAACUGUAUUCAAUUUGUUCACUAGUGUCUGAUGAAGCUUCGGACUAUGUGGUUCUGACUCUUCAAAGCACAGGCAUGUCGCAAAACUUGCCUUUGCCUUCGCUGCUCCAGUUCGGAAACACAUCACUUCCCAGUUCCGGCAGCCAGACGGCCAUGGCUGCUUGGGGCGAGCUCGUGCUGACUACUGCAGGUGGUACUUUCCGAAUGUGCUGGUGCGCCGGCGGCCAAAUGUGCAGGACUCCGUCAGAAUUUGCUGUCGACAUCGGUCCUUUCACCCUCGUUGGUCCGCUGCCCCUUGGCACUAGCCGCACCUGCUCCGACGGAACCACAUGUGUCGUGGAUGGGCUUUCAGGUGUAGGGCUGUCGGAUGGAGAUCGGCUUCUUGUGCAGGAUACCUGUGGCUCCACGGUCUGGGGCGGAGAGCUGCAGUUCUUGCCAGUCAACACCACGGACAUGAGCCGAACUGCUGUUUCAUUCGGCAACGGCAGCUCGCAAGUCCUCGCGUUGACGGGUGGGCAGUACAGGCUAUGCUGGUGCGCUGCCGACUUCCUCUGCACUUCAGGUGUCGAUGUUGGCGAGCUGGUCGUGCGAGGCCCUGCUACAAAUCAGCAUCGCACGUGUAUGGCCGGUCAGAUAUGCGAAAUUCAAGCUCUUUUGGGCCGAGGCUUGGGGGUGCACGAUAGUCUUUUCGUGCUAGAGACAUGUUCAGAUCCUGGCGAGAUGCUUCCUGUUGUACCGAAGUUCCCUCAUGCGGGUCAGCUGGUAGCAGCUACAGAAAUAGCAGAAGCUUCUUGGAAGUCAUCUCUCAUCGUGUCGGCUGCUGGCGGUGGCUACCGCCUUUGCUGGUGUGCAGCCUUUGACUGCAUGUCGGAGGGUUCCCAAGCGCACUUCGUCGAUGCCGGCACUCUGCAUCUGCUUGGACCCAGCCUCCUUGGAGUUGCGAAAACCUGUGUUUCGGGUCGAGCUUGUGUUAUCCGAUACACUGGCAAAGACCUCUUCCAGACUGCUCAUGGCUUCAGUCUGGGAGAUAAUCUCUGGGUGUUGGAUACAUGCGGCGAAGCAUCCCCUGUUGCUGGCUUUGGUUCUGGACGUGCAAUCGAUGUUUCUGCAUCUGGCGCACUCUUCUCCUGGGGAACCGAGAUAAUUUCAUCUGCUGCUGGCAGCUUCCGUCUCUGCUGGUGCGCCGCAGGCUUUGCUUGUGCUGCGGGCGAGAGCUUUCAAGUUGAUGUCGGGACACUUCUGGUCCUUGGCCCUCCCUCACUUGCCUUAGAUCGAACCUGUGUCAGUGGUCUGACAUGCUCAUUCUCGUUGGAGCCAGACUUCGAAGCGGACGGGCAGAUCAUGCUGCUGAGCACCUGUGGAGCUCCCGAGCUCGCCGAUCAGGGUCUGCCCUUGCAUCCGGCCUUCGCUGGCCUGCCAGGAGAUGAGAUCAAUCGUACGAACGAGUCGAGCGAUUACGAGGUCAUUCACUGGGGCAUGCAAGAGUUCACAGGUGCUGGCGGCCAGUUCCGGCUCUGCUGGUGUGGUGCUGCUGACUGCGGCGUGCUUGACAGUUUCUCAGUCGACAUGGGCUCAUUCUCAUUGAUCGGGCCUGCUCCACUGGCUCAGCGCCGAACAUGUGUGAGCGGGCACUCCUGUGCCAUUGAGGGCUUGCAAGGUGUGCACCUAUCGUCCGCUGACCAUCUCAUGCUGCUGGAGACCUGUGCAGUCAACGCAGAUUCGAUCGGUCUGUUUUUGCCGGAGUCCAACUCAAGCGCCUCUGGAAAGUGGGUCAUGGAGAAGGCAUCCUUUUCAUCCUUCGCCGGCGGUCAGUACCGCAUCUGCUGGUGUUCAUCCGUGGCGAUGUGCUCCACGGCAACGGAUUUCAAAGUCGAUGCCGGAAAUCUACUUGUCAUUGGGCCAGCACCAUUGAACCAGGAGAGGACAUGUCUAAGUGGAGAGCCCUGCACUUCGCUUCACGUCCAUGGGCAAGAACUUUCGGAGAAUGAUACCCUUCAAGUUCUCGACACCUGCGGCGCCGCUAUGCUUUCUGCAGGCUGGCCAAAUUCCAACGUGGGAAUUUCUGUAGUGAGCCCUUCAACACUUCUGCUCAGAUUCCAAGAGCCAAUUCUGGCCCCAGCCGGAACAUACCGUCUCUGUUGGUGCCAACCGUUACCGCAUGAUUUUGCAGGAACGUCCUGCACCCUGCACUCCCAGAGCCUCGUCGACUUUGGUCAGGUGAGGCUCAUGGGACCAGCCUUGUUGCAGCAGCGCACAUGUGUGGCCGGCCAGCGCUGUGUCCUGGAAGAUCUGAGCCUGGGUGCAGGCGCGACAGCGACACCACAGGACACCGUGAUGGUUCUCGAUACUUGCGCUCACAUCACACCGAUUCCUGGCUGGCCCGAGGCUGGAGUUUUCUCCAGUCUUGAGGCGAGUGGUGCCAGAGUGAGCUUUGGCGCAGUCACCAUCACAGCAGCAGCGGGGUACUACCGACUUUGUUGGUGCGCAGCUGGUCGGCAGUGCAGACAAGGCGAGGAGUUUGUGACGAUUGGCGAGAUGGCCCUGCUUGGCCCAACGCCUCUCAGCCAAGACAGGACAUGCCUAAGUGGACAGAUGUGCGACCUUGGGAGUGUCCACGGCUUAGGGCUUGAUCCGUAUAAGCUGUCCCACGUGUCAGGCCUCGAAUUUUUGCAAGAUGCCACCACAGGCCUGCAUGACGUGAGAGACUACUCUGUGGAAGCUUCUUACGAUUUUGAUGUGUCCAAUGUGGCUGGGGCCACGUGGACGACGAUAGCAACAUGUGCCGCAGCACAAGACGGCUCUUGGCAAAGCUGCGCCUGGCCGACGUCCAUCUCGGCACCCUUCUGGCGCUGGCGCAUCACUCAAACCUGGGGACUGAGCUCAGACGUUCCGAAGCCGCGUGAGCUUCGCUUCCUGAGUUCUUCAGGGCCCAGCGCAGCCCAUAAGAGCUUCACGCAGUGGGCCUCGGACUUCUCCCCAGCUUGGAUAGUGUCAUCGGCUGCAACUGGUACUCCGCACCAAGACUUGUCGAACCCCGCGAACCCAAUAACCUACGGACCAGAGAAUCUUAUGGAUGGAGACGCUGGUGACAACUCGCGUUGGUGGCCCACGGGAGCAAGCACAGAGUGGUCUGUUGUUUUUGACCUACGCCAAAGUGACAGUUUGGCCAUACUGGAUACAUGUGGCGUUGCUUCGGCUCAUCACCUCGGCUUUGUGACAGCGCUGGCAAGCCCAGCGUCGUACCCAACCUACGGGAGCACGCUCUUGACAAUCGCUGGAGGCUUGUACAGACUAUGCUGGUGCAGCCGUGGUUUCAACUGCGACUUGCCCAACGCUUUUUCUGUUGAUGUUGGUGCUAUGUGGCUGCUCGGUCCGGAGCCUUUGACACAACACCGAACUUGUGUCUCGGGGCAGAGCUGUGUCAUCGAAGACAUCAGCGUGCAGGACGCUUCAGGGGUACUCCAACUUCUGGAUACUUGUGGUCAAGGCUUCACCUACUCGCAGUUGCGCGGAUGGUCGGGCAGCUUUGUGCAAUGGAAUGAGACUGGCACUGUUCUCCCAAGACUUGUCCUCGACGCAGGAUUUCUGACAACAGCAGGUGGAGAGUUCAGGUUGUGUUGGUGCGCAUCACUUGCCACAUGUGCUCAUCCGGAAGACAUGCGUGUGGACGUCGGUUCCUUCACGGUUGUAGGCGUAAGCCCGCUCGCACAGGAUCGCACCUGCGUCAGUGGUCAAACAUGCUCCUUUGAUGGAAUCACCGGACGCUACUUGAAGUCAUCCGAUCAGUUGCUGAUACUUGAUACUUGUGGCCAGCAGGUGCCCUCCGAAUUCCUUCCGAGCAUCAGUCUGGCAGUUGCAAUCUCGGACCCCUUGGCAACUGGGGCUGAUCAGACCCUUCGGGCAACUACUGCACCUGGUCUUGUCAUUGGCCAAGGAGGAGAGUACCGGAUUUGUUGGUGUGGUGGUGGGUUCAAGUGCACCUCCACGCAGGACUUCCGGACGGAUGUAGGGCACUUCAACAUUGUUGGGCCAUAUCAGCUGCAAUCUCGGACCUGUGUGAGCGGACAGCUCUGCAGCCUCGGAGGGAUUCAGGGUCAUCUUCUGUCGCCCUCGGACGGUCUGCUUGUGCUCGACACCUGUGGAGUGCAGGUGUCGGUGCCUCGCCUACCCAACUCCGGGCGCAUGGAGGUGUCACUGACAUGCCAAUGCGCCGCGGCGACGGGCGACUCCGACCUCGAUGGCACCCCAGACUGUCUGGACGAGUGUCCUCUCGAUGCCAACAGAACGACGGCUGGUGUUUGUGGAUGUGGCGUUGAUGAUGUCGACUCCGACCUCGAUGGCGUGCCUGACUGCCUUGAUCACUGUCCAGAAGAUCCAAGCAAGUCCAAAUCAGCUGGGCUCUGCGGAUGCAACGUGCCCGAGACAGACUCGGACAUGGAUGGGCUUCCGGACUGCCAGGAUUUGUGCCCACUUGACGUGAAUAAGCAAAGACCUGGCAUCUGCAUUGGGCCGGAGUGGUUGGCCAUGGAGAGCAUGGCAACACACCAGUCCUCAACUCAGCUGAGCAAAAUGUCCCAUCUGGCCGUUGAUGCGAGCACAAGCGCGAAUUUCCAUCACGGCAGCUGUACCCUCACAAAUGCAGACAGCAACGCAUGGUGGUAUGUUGACCUGGGAUUUGGAUUUGACGUGAAGGCCGUGAGGUUGCGAGGCUUGAAGGUUGGGAUUUGUAGGAAAGGACGAGGAGAUUUGGACAGAAGGGCCGGGCCAAACUUCAAUAAAGUGUGUUCCUUUGUGGAUGGACCAGCCGUAGUCAGCUCAGGCGCCUUGACAUUCAGCGAUGGCGUGUGGUGCGCAAACAUCACUCAGCAGCCUGCCCUUCCAGCACUGGGCCAAGAUGCUCCGGUUAUCGACGUAUCUUGCCAGGCUCAGGGUCAGCUGAUCUGGCUGGUCAUGUCUGGCGAGCUCUCCCUCUGUGAUGUCAAGGUUUUGGCAGAACCGGCAGUCAGCCUUUCCUCGGCUUUCCCGGGAAUCAGCGGCACACACUACGAGUCGACGAGCAACUGCUUGGCCACCGGCCUAGGCAGCGCCUGUGGCUGUGGGCUGCUGGACACAGACACAGAUGGUGACGGCGCCCCCGACUGUAUCGACCAGUGCCCCAAUGAUCCACUGAAGUCACUUCUUGGCACCUGUGGUUGUGGUGAAGCUGAGGAUGACAGUGAUGGUGAUGGCACGAAGGAUUGUAUUGACCAAUGCCCCUUGGAUCCUUUGAAGACCAGAGCCGGCAUUUGUGGGUGCGGCGUCCCUGAGACGGACGACGAUUCGGAUGGAACCCCGAACUGCAACGACAACUGCCAUGGGCUGACAGACUCCCUCGGCCCAGGGAGCAUUCCGUGUGGCUUCAUAGCCGGAUUGGAUUCCGACAAUGACGGCACGCUGGACUUCCAAGAUUUCUGCCCCUAUGAUCCAUCGAAAACAGGUCCUGGACAGUGUGGUUGCCAAAUUGUCGAUGCUGAUGGGAGUCCGACAGCCACCAUUACGAUCAACACAGGGCUUACAGAGCUGGAUUCGGAUGCAGAUGGUGUUGCCGACUGCCUGGAUCAGCUGCCGGACACGGACACGGACCUGGAUGGUGUGCCUGACUGCAUCGACCAAUGCCCAAAUGAUGCCAAUAAGGUCUUUAUAGGGAUCUGCGGCUGCGGCCUUCCUGAUACGGACUCAGACAGUGACGGAAUGCCAGAUUGUUUAGAUCCGUGUCCCAACAAUGCGAAUGUCACUGCUCUCAGUGCCUGUGGUUGUGAUGACACAGACAGCGAUGGUGAUGGCGUGUCCGACUGUAUUGAUUUGUGCCCCCAGGAUGCUCAAAAGACCUCGGCAGGUCUGUGCGGUUGCAAUGUGGCAGAUACGGACAGUGACGGAGAUGGUGUUCCAGACUGCUAUGAUUCCUGCCCUGGUGCUCCCGAUGUGAGUCAGACGGGUCAGUGUGGCUGUGGCAUCUUGGACACAGACUCUGACUCCGAUGGUAUCCCAGACUGUUUCGACGCCUGCCCAAGUGAUCCCCUCAAGUCUUCUCCGGGUAUUUGCGGCUGUGGCACAAGCGAGGUGGAUUCGGACUCUGAUGGUGUGCCUGAUUGCAUAGACAGCUGCCCGUUGGAUGCAGGCAAAGUAGCUCCUGGCAUUUGCGGAUGUGGGCUUGCAGACAUCGAUGACACCGACGGAGAUGGCGUGCCGGACUGUGUCGAUGACUGCCCAGGCUUCCCUGAUCAGACUCCGCCUGUUUGUGGAUGCACGGCUGCGAGUGCAGACAGUGACAGCGAUGGCACGAACAACUGCUUCGACGGCUGCCCUUCUGAUCCCGGCAAGAUCGCGCCAGGUACCUGCGGCUGUGGCGUGCCAGAUACAGAUUCUGAUGGUGACGGGACUCCCGACUGCAGCGACGGCUGUCCAUCAGAUGGGACAAAGACUACUCCAGGUCAGUGCGGCUGUGGAGUUGCGGACACCGACAGCGACUCCGAUUCCGUUGCAGACUGCAACGACCUAUGCCCGAGCGACAACAGCAAAGUAGUUCCAGGCAAAUGCGGAUGCGGUGUGUCGGACACCGACUCCGACAACGACGGAGUUCCGGACUGCUAUGACAGGUGCUCGGGCUUGCCUGACUACCGGCCACCAGAGCCGGUGUCGGUGUACACGUUUGGCAGUGCCCCUAUAUCCAGCGCCGGAGGACUUUAUCGAUUGUGUUGGUGUUCACCGGAUGCACAGUGUCACGCCAAGGAUGACUUCACAGUGGAUGUCGGCGCUUUGACUGUGAUAGGUCCCAGUCUCCAUCAGCAGCGGACAUGCUUGAGCGGUCGAAGGUGCCGCAUUGGCGGCUUGGAUGGGGCCUUUUUGUCAGGAGAUGAUCAAGUCUUGGUCUUGGACACGUGCUCUCUCUUGCGAGAGCUCGACGCCAACGUCUCGACGUCUCCUCGCCUGGAAUCACAAUUGAGCAGGUACAACGGCUCAGAUCUGGCUGCCUUCGCUUCGACCGGCGCAUUACAGCUAGCAGGGGGCACGUAUCGGCUUUGCUGGUGUGCAGAAGGUUUCGCUUGUUCCAGCUUGGCUGACUUCAAUGUUGACUUUGGCAGCAUCCUAGUCAUUGGCCCAAAGAUGUUGCGCGAGCAACACGCAACAUGCUUCACUGGGCAAACCUGCAGUUUGUAUGAGAUCGUUGGCAACUACUUUGGCGAUGGAGAUGGAAUCAUGUUGCUCGAAACAUGUGGGCUUGCCGAUAGCAUGGACAGUCCCAGCCUCACAAGCUUCCAGACAUUCCUUGACGUGCCGAGCGGCAUGAGUACGUUUGCGGAAGGUUCAUCAACCUUGUCAGCAAUUUCGACAAGCACCAGCUCGGCUGGUGGCAUCUAUCGCCUGUGUUGGUGUGCAAACGUUACCGUGGAAGCUACGCCUGCAGAGUGUGGUGCCGACGUAGGCUCACUCUACCUUCUUGGGCCCCGGCCGCUGCAGCAGGAUCGGACAUGCAUCGCAGGCCUAUCAUGUGUAAUCAAUGGCAUCACGGGGAUUGGGCUCUCAACUGAUGAUCGCCUGCUGGUGCUGAACACCUGCAACCUGGGACUCGCACAGAAACACGCCGAAACGGAGUUUUUCACAUCAGCAUCAGGCGGAUGGCAGGUUGGACUCGAAGGCUCCACCUUUGCAAUAGCGACGGAAGUCACGAGACCCAGUGGUGGCAGUUACAGGCUCUGUUGGUGUGCUACGCCCUGCACCCUGCUCUCACAUUACUCGGUGGAUUUGGGGGAGUUGACCGUCCAAGGUCCCCGACAAUUGAGGGAACAGCACCGAACCUGUGUUGCGGGGCAGCCUUGCAAGCCCAGCCCCAUUGAAGGCUGGUUUUUGAGCGCUGGAGACCGCUACCUUCUUUUGGACACCUGUGGAGAAAACGGCGUGGUUCCUGGUGUUCCAGAUGCUGGUGGUUUCGCCACUUCUGCGGUUACUGUGCCCGGAGGGGCCGGUUCCGCAACAUCCUUUGUGAGCCUGUCUCUUCCGGCCCUGUCUGCAGCCGGGGGCCUCUAUCGGAUUUGCUGGUGUGCAGACAUGGGAUCCUGCGAUGAGACGUCCAGCUUUGACGUAGACGUCGGGAAGAUGCAGGUCCUCGGGCCGAGGCCGCUUCAGCAAGACCGGACGUGCGUGUCGGGACAACCCUGCCUGCUGAAUGCUCUCUCCGGAAUGGCGCUCAGUGCAGCGGAUCGGUACUACGUUCUAGAUACAUGCGGGUCAUCUUCGGCCCCGGCAAGAUUUGCCGGUGCAGGGGUGGACGAGGUCAACUCCUCAUCUCCCUUGAGCGAGUCCACUGUCUCGUGGGGGCCAGCAGCCGUGACUGCACCCGGAGGUUCCUACCGGAUCUGCUGGUGCGCAGCAGGCCAAGUCUGCAGUGCAGCUGAAGACUUCGUGAUUGAUAUGGGUCGUCUUACACUCGUUGGACCGGAACCUCUCACCAGUGGAGCCACAUGUGUUGCUGGUCAGACAUGCGUAAUCAAGGGCAUUUCGGGCAACUACCUGAGCACAGCAGAUGCAGGGGUCUUGUUGGACACCUGCGGGCUGUCCGCAAAGGCACCAGGCUUGAGCACGGGCAUCACGGGCAUCUCCUUGACCUCCGAUGGGACGAGCCUCCGUUUGGAAGGAAGUGGCCCGCAAGGCAUCCCGGUCACUGCCCCCGGCGGUGAGUAUCGCAUUUGCUGGUGCGCUGGUGGUUUCAACUGCUUGUUGGCCGAGAACUUCAUCUCGGACAUCGGCCAGCUGACUCUGAUUGGGCCGAGCCCGUUGGAUCAGGACCGCACUUGUGUGGCAGGCAGGGUGUCAGGUAGCUUCAGUUUUGACCGGUUUGCUGUACAAGAGAGGGCAAAAGCCACUGCAUGGCAGUUACAGCAACGUCAGGUUAUGAGUGCAAGAUAA